AUGAGCAGUGAAGAAAACUCGGAUAUCGAAAAUUCUGAAGAAACUCAAAACUACAAUGAGCUUCUCUUGGUUUUAAGUAAAAUUAAAAUAUAUGUCGAAAUGGUUGCUAAACGUCUUUCCGAGGAAUGUGCCGAGGAUAUCCCCACACUGCUUGAGGGUACAAAGUUACGGGACUAUCAGCGCAAAGGCUACAAAUGGAUAUUAACGUUAUAUGAAAAUGGAAUGAACGGAAUUUUGGCUGAUGAGAUGGGUCUCGGUAAAACUGUUCAGGUCAUAGCGGCGUUGGCUGCUCUCAUUGAAGCAGGUGUCACCGGUCCGUUCCUGAUUGUAGCCCCACUUUCUUUACUCUCAGUGUGGGCAGAUCAAUUGGCCACUUUCGCUCCUCGAAUUCCAUCUCUGAUCUACUACGGGGCAUUGAAUGAACGACUCAAAUUAAGAAGACGAGUUCGCAAGCGCGUACGUAUUUGUAUGUUAGACUCCGUACCGACCGUGAAUCGUGGUGUAAUAAAUGGGAAUACCCAGUCAGACAAUGCCACUCUUGAUCCAACCAGUGCAUCCGAUUGCAACGCGCAGAUAGCGUGUGAGCAGUAUUCUGCCACCGAUCCGUCAAGCAGUUUUUAUUCUCUAGCGAGCUACAAGUCAAUUGAAACGUGUGGUAUUUCAGAUCGAAUUGAAGAGCAAACGAUCGCUGAUCCAACCGAGAUCUCGAAGGCUUCAACUUCAGAAAUCGAUUCCCCAAACUUCGUCUCUAGCAUUUUAUCGUGUCCAAAAAACCCAUCCAACAGUUCGGAUGAUCUCCAGCCCCUAUCUGAUCCGCCACAUGGUAGUUCGAACAAUCUGACCAGUAGAUCAUUUCAAUCUACAGAUGAGCAUAAUAAGACUGCCCAGGUGGUUACUGAUAACUGCGAACGGUCAGAAGCACUGACUCAUUUGAAUGAAGUAAUUGAUGACGUCUUAUCUGAUCCUGAUCGGUGGUAUGAUUCCAAAUUAUGCAAUCUUUCCAAAUCAAACGACUGCACAAAUGACUCUACUUCAGAUCCCGGUUUAGCAGCAACAGUUAUUGAAGAAGAUUCCACUUCAUUUGAGGAGGAUGAAUCAAUGAAUACGGAGCUUGCGACCUCCGUGCCGCACCAGACUGUCAAUGCACGCGUGAAAGGCAGGUUCAAGGAGUUAAGGACAUAUGGGUUUUGGACAUGUCCUGUGGUGCUUACUUCGUACGAAGUGGCUGCGCGAGACGCUGUCUAUCUCAGAAAAAUCCCAUUCAAGUGUCUGAUCGUAGACGAGGGACAAAGAUUGAAAAAUCCGACAAGUAAACUUUACCGACGAUUGGCGAAAUUCAACACUGGUCUUCGUUUACUCCUAUCCGGCACACCGCUUCAAAACAGAAUAUCUGAAUUGUGGUCCCUACUGCAUUUUGUCCUACCGGAAGUGUUCACCUCGUUGGAGAUGUUUGAGAAUUGGUUUGAUCCAGCUGUACUCAGCGAUCGAGCUGGUUUGGAUCGUCUAGUUGCUGCCGAAAUGGAGCGCGCUCUGGUUACUAAAUUGCAUUGCAUUAUCAGUCCAUUUAUGCUUCGUCGCACAAAAGCCGAGAGCAAUCUGAUUCUGCCACCAAAACGUGAGAUCCUCUUACGAGUUGGUAUGACUGAGUUGCAAAAGGAGUUAUACGAGCAAGGGCUGACUCUGUGUCUGAACACUAAAUCGAACGAUCAAUCCACUCGAGGCUCAAAUCGUGCUCUCAGAUAUCAAGGGAGCAUCACGUGGCUAGACCCAGCCAAUAUCAUACCGGACAAAAAAUCACACACUACCAACAAAACCACACCAUCCCGUCCCUUGACAAGACUGCACAGUCAACAUUCAACUCAAAUAAGGGAAUCCGGGGAUGAAGCUGAGAGUCACAAUCUACGACCGGUCACCCGUUCGUUUACAAAGCUCGUGCCAGAAACAGAACAAAAAGCUUCAGAAAAAAUAGAUGAUAAUGUGGAAAUUACUCCCUCAACACAAAAGUGGAAGCAUUUAAUCUCUUCCCAAAUUAACAUAACCAAUGGAUUGAUGCUACUCAGACAAAUCGCCAAUCAUCCGUUCUUAGUACUCGACCCACCCAGUUCGGACUGUGAUAUGGGACUAGAGUCGGAGUUGGAUAUCAUUGAUGCGAGUGAAAAAACUAAACUUCUUGAUCGUUUGCUAACAAUGCUGAUCACAUCAGACCAUAAGGUGGACUACCAGUGUUCCAUCAACCCGGAUGUCCUCGUCCUCUCACUUUGGCGAGAAGCACCUCCGCCACGAGAAGACAUUGAGUAG
This is a messenger RNA of Echinostoma caproni, 2298 nucleotides long. The record is from the annotation of a GenBank genome assembly. NCBI's taxonomy places the organism in Eukaryota, Metazoa, Platyhelminthes, Trematoda, Plagiorchiida, Echinostomatidae.